AUGAAGCCUUCAUUAUUUUUAUUACCUUUUCUAUUUUUAACACCAUUUGUUGUUGAUUCUAUUUUAAGCGAUGAGGAUGAAAUGGAUGCACAUGAUCGUGGUGCCCACACUUAUCGUUUCGAUCUAAAUCGUGAACCUUACGAACAUUAUCAUGAUUUUGGAUCAAAUCAGGCAGAAACAUCUAAUGCUUCCCACAACCGUCGGAGACACCACUACAACCGUUCACGAAAUGAUCGUCACGAUCGUUAUCGAGAUUCCGACACAGAAACUAGUGACACCGAUGAGGAAUCUGGAAGUAGAAGAAUUCACUUAGGUCAUGAUGGAUAUGAACCAUUUCAUGCAUACAAUCCUCAACAACAUCAUCAUGAAUUUGGUUCAAAUCAUGCAGAAUCAUCUAAUGCUUCCCUCAGCCGUUCUAGAAAUAAUCGUUACAACCGUUCUCAAAAUAGAACAAACGAGUCGGCAUAUAAUUAUAAUAGGAGAAGAAUGCUCUCAUUUAAUAGAAGAAUGGCUUAUGAUCGAGAGUAUAUUCAAAAUUUGCAUUUAAAUUACAACCGUAAUUUAUCUUUAUAUUCACCUCAACAGCAACAAAUCAACUCAGGUAGCACAAUUAUUAUAAGUACUUUUAAUUCCCGUAAAAAUAUUAAAAUCUUUAUUUAUUCUAAAAUAAAAAUAAACAAGGAGUAUGCAACAGUGAUAAAUUUUUUUUUCAUCAAAAUAAAUAAUUUAUUUGAUAAAAUGAGCAUUAUGCUUUUUAAUAGUAAUUGUCAUAAAAUUUAA
This is a messenger RNA of Meloidogyne enterolobii, 780 nucleotides long. Lineage: Eukaryota; Metazoa; Nematoda; Chromadorea; Rhabditida; Meloidogynidae. The record is from the annotation of a GenBank genome assembly.